CUCAAGCUAACAUAGAUGCUUCUGUCACGCGCACAGCAACAUUACCGUUAGCGACACUUCAGCGGAGACUGACAACUGAUGACACGUCUUUUGUCAAAAUAAACUCAACAGAUCGGCAACCGAUUUCAGCAAAAUGAUUCCAGAGUUGUCCAACCCUUCAGUGUGUAUGAAAGACCCUCAGCGGGUGCAGGAGAUCCUGCAGUCCAUGGUGAAGGCUGGCUCCAACACCGUGCAGGUGAUCUCAGACUUUGAUAUGACCCUAACACGAUUUGCACACAAUGGCAAAAGGUGCCCCACCUGUCACAAUAUUCUCGACAACAGCAAACUUAUCUCCAGUGACUGCAAAGAAAAGCUGAAGGAGCUGCUCAACACAUACUACCCAAUAGAGAUCGACUCUUCGCGGUCAGUAGCGGAAAAGCUGCCCCUGAUGGUGGAGUGGUGGACGAAAGCCCAUGAACUACUGGUACAGCAGGAGAUUAGGAAAGACUUGCUGGGUGUGGCGGUUCGGGAGUCUGAAGCCAUGCUAAGGGAGGGCUACCAGCUCUUCUUUAAACACCUGCAUGAGCACAGCAUCCCUCUGCUCAUCUUCUCUGCUGGAAUAGGAGACAUCCUAGAAGAGGUUAUUCGCCAGGCUGGGGUCUUCCACCCCAACGUCAAAGUCUUCUCCAACUACAUGGACUUUGAUGAGUCUGGAGUGCUGAGGGCUUUCAAGGGAGAGCUGAUCCACAUCUACAAUAAAAGGGAAGGUGCAUUGCUCAACACCGGCCAUUUCCAGGAGCUGCGGACGCGGCCUAACGUGCUCCUGCUGGGAGACUCCCUGGGAGAUCUGACCAUGGCUGACGGGGUGCAGGACAUGGAAAACAUCCUCAAGAUUGGCUUCCUCAAUGAUAAGGUGGAGGAGAGGAAGCAGUCUUAUUUGGACUCAUAUGACAUUGUGUUGCUGAAAGACGAGACCUUGGAAGUCCCGAAUGCUGUACUGCUCUAUCUCACUGGCAAUAAGUGAGAAGUAAGAAUACCACUGGCUGUUUGGUAUUGGACACUCUGGUGCAUUAUUUUUUAUUUUAUGAAAAUAUUCACAAGUCCAGUUGACAGCCGCAGCUCCCACACUCCACGUCACCCUUUUAUAUCUUUGUCUAUUGGCCUUUCUCCUUCCUCCAUGUUUACGGUUUCACUGCUUUUGGACCAUAGUGUAUGUGAUGGAAGCAAGAUUUGCACUGUAUCUACUGUGCAGCAUGUUAAGUGUUUGUUUGGGGGAAGACUGGUAUUGUCACACAGUUUUGGUCUUCAUCCAGGAUGUAAUGAUAAAGGGAAAGAAAAACGCACAACAUAAAUGGCAGCACUUGACUCUGCAUUUGGUUUGAAACUGAUUUCCACUCUGUUACAAUAACGCUAAAUUCCAGCAAAUUUUAGCUUGAAACUUGAAGUUUUUAAAGAUGUUAAACAUUUUCUUCAUAUUAAACAUGCCAUGAUUACAGUGUGAAGUCUCCCAGUUUCUGGUCAUUUUGUCAGCAAACGAUUGUUUUUCUUAUGGACCACAGUGCUACUUAGUGGUGAGCCAUGAUAACCAAGUUAAAUAAUUCGGUGAACAAAAAUAAAAAAUACACGGCUCUUUUUCAAGUAUAGCAGAGGUCAAAUGAUGUGCAAGAACUAACUGCUGCCUCAAAAUGUCACUGUAAUACUAACAAAACCAAAACAGGACUGUGUUACACGAUUUGCUUCGACUAAUUGAGAAGUUCUGCACUGUAACAAACAAAAGUUUCCAAAAACGUUAGAACUGAGGCUUAACACAACCACAAAUUACAUUUUUGUGGUCAGUCAAGCAUGUCUUUGUUUGUCCAAACAAUUACCUCUUCAUAUGUUCCAACUCGUCUGAAAUAAAAUGUGGCUUCGUCUGUUUCUGAUCACCAUGUUUCAUAUUGACUAAUGUGCAGGUACAGGUCUGUACAUGAAAAGUGUGGAUGAAAUAAAGGAGCUGU
This is a messenger RNA of Chelmon rostratus (copperband butterflyfish), 1976 nucleotides long. Its product is annotated as cytosolic 5'-nucleotidase 3-like. Gene Ontology annotation, cellular component: cytoplasm. The record is from RefSeq and is a predicted model, not a curated record. The coding region runs from base 134 to 1003 and encodes 289 amino acids. The transcript is spliced from 9 exons. NCBI's taxonomy places the organism in Eukaryota, Metazoa, Chordata, Actinopteri, Chaetodontiformes, Chaetodontidae. Gene Ontology annotation, molecular function: 5'-nucleotidase activity; magnesium ion binding.